Molecule: messenger RNA, 6182 nt
Organism: Bombus terrestris (buff-tailed bumblebee)
Lineage: Eukaryota; Metazoa; Arthropoda; Insecta; Hymenoptera; Apidae
Gene: BicC
Product: protein bicaudal C homolog 1-B
Exons: 13
Coding region: 910-3252 (780 amino acids)
Cellular component (GO): cytoplasm
Molecular function (GO): protein binding; RNA binding
Source: RefSeq, a predicted model, not a curated record
GCCGUCCCGUUACAUUAUAUGCUGUUAGUCAGUCAGUCGUGCCAGUGAUCCGGACGCGGUAAAAGCGAGAGACGACGUGGCCGUUCCGAACAUCGUUCUUCCAAUCAGACAGCCGGUCACGUUGAAAAGCGCAGCGAGUUUCGUCGGCAUCGUUUUCGUCAUUUUUUUGCUUGCGGUUUCGUUCGCAAACUGCCUCAACUAAAAUUCCAAGUUUGAUUUGUGCACAAAUUUAGCUACCGUAUUACGCGUAUAACGCGAUCGGAUCGAGUGUACGUAUCGCAUGUGAAAAGUGUGCGUGAACGUUGGCUCGAUUAACCGGCAGCCGAUCCAGAGAACGAGCCGAGUCCCCGAUCGAAUCUGCAUCGGAUUUCAAGAUCGGCGACGAUUCCGACGAAAAAGGAAACUCGUGGAAGGAUUUUGAAGAAAUUUUAGGAGGAAAAGAUCGAAAGAAAAGUCAUCGAUGGUCGAUGGUCGUUGAUGUGUCGGCUCAUCAAUCGCGCGUAUCGGGUAGCCGCGAUGAAGUGAACGGAUAACGCGGCGCGGCGCGGCGUGGCGCGGCGGGACGUUUCGCGGCUCUCGACAGUCGUGGCAGUGAAAGUACGUCACCCGGAGCUGUCUCCGCUCAUUCGAGAUUCUUUCUACUCCGCUCUCGAUCCGAACGGGUUUUCUCGUCGCCGAAGAGAUCGCACAACGAUCAUGCCCCUGGUGUAAAAUAAAUUUCGAACAACCAUACGAACAGUGACUGUGAUAUAAGUGCCGGAACCGUAGCUCUUCUUUCCUCCGAGUUCGUUCCGUCUCUUUCUUUUUCUCUGCUGCUGAUUCACCGACGACGAUUCCUCGGCUUGCCAAAUCGAACUACGAAGUAAUCAGGAUCGAUACCGAUCGAGAUACCAUCACCACCCGACAACGAUGACCGUGAUUAUGGAGGAAACAAACACCUUCGUUACGUGGCCGUCUCGUCUAAAGAUCGGAGCAAAGUCGAAGAAAGAUCCGCAUAUAAAGGUCGCGGGUCGACCCGAUGACGUACGAGCCGCAAAGGAGAAAAUAAUGGAAAUUCUGGACACGAGGCAAAGCAACAGAGUAACUAUGAAGUUGGACGUUAGUUACACGGACCAUUCGCACAUCAUUGGAAAGGGUGGACUAACGAUUAAACGGGUGAUGGAGGAAACUGGAUGCCACAUUCAUUUUCCAGACAGUAAUCGAAGUAAUCAUCAGGAGAAGAGCAACCAGGUGUCGAUUGCGGGAGAAAUGGAGGGAGUCGAACGUGCCCGUGCUCGUGUCAGGAAUCUUACGCCUCUGAUCUUCUCGUUCGAGUUACCAAUCAUGAGUGCGUCGCAAACAGUGCCCGAUUCUACUUCGCCGUACGUAGUUAAAAUUCAGGAAAAAUACAACGUUCAAGUGAUGUUUCGUACCAGACCAAAAUUGCAUGCUACUUUGGUAGUUGUCAAAGGUUGCGAAUGGGAGGUAUCUCAAGUGAAAGAAGCGACCGUGCUUCUAAUUCACUAUAUGUGCCAAAACUUAGCUAGUCAAAUACAAGUACAAAUGUCGAUGGAGAUUUCGCCGCAACAUCACAGCAUCGUAUUGGGAAAGCAGAGCAGCAAUUUGAAGAUGAUCAUGCAACGCACAGGCACUCAAAUAAUGUUCCCAGAUGCCGGAGAUCCGAACAUUCCUAGCUUAAAGAAGAGCAACGUUACGAUCACAGGUGGCAUCCACAACGUUUAUUUGGCUCGACAACAGCUAGUGGGAUCCCUGCCUUUGGUCCUAAUGUUCGACCUUCCUGAAGACUCGAUGUCUUCGGUAGAUAGCGAGAACGUUUCCCAACUAAUGCAGUCGUUGGACGUGUUCAUAAACGUGAGGCACAAGCCGAAGCAGAGUACACUUUCCGUGAUCAUCAAAGGAAUCGAACGAAACGCUAGCAAUAUUUACGAAGCGAGGAAACAGCUUUUAGGCCUGGACGAACCCAGAGUGCAUGCCGAGAUACCGGCUACCUAUCACAUUCCAAACGCUGGUAAUAUUUUCCAAGGAAACUCUACUGGCAAUGGCUCCAGUCCCAAUAGUUUAGUCAGCAGUCUAUCGGACAAUUUGUCGAGCAUAUUAACGGUGAAUACACAGAAUUCUCCAUACUGCGUGUCGCCUGUUCCUCAUUCGCCAAAUCCGAUGGCCUUGUCGCCUCAUUGGGGUCAUUUACCACCAUUACCGUCCAUCUUUUCUCCACUGCCGCUUCAUCACUCUUAUCCAUAUCCACACCUUAAUCACCUGUUGACGACGCAGCACGUAAUGCAUAACAACGCGAUGCCUCCUCAUUCGCAUGGACUGCAAAAUCACGCUUUUACCGGUAUCGGACAACUUCAUUCGAACGGGCCUGUAGGCUUUCACAGUACUCACGGAUUGAACGGUAAUUCGUUAGUGGAAAGCAAGGAAGGUAGCGCUUAUUCGUCGUUGAGCAGCGUUUCCAGUUCUCUAUCUAGUCCAGCUAUCAGUCCGCGUAACAUAUCUCCGGUCAAUCCUAUCGAGAGUAGUCAUAAUAUAGAUUUAUCCAGCAUGUUGUCCGAUCUUACGGUACCCGAUCGUCGUGCGCCGGGUUGUGAGAAGAAAUCGCUGGAAAUGGCUGUGCAACAGAAUCUCGUUCCCUUCGAUUACGAGCAGAAAAAGAUACUAGCGGCGAAAGUGAUUCAAGGGAAACCAAGUACCAACGAUUAUCGUGUUCCUACUUCCGCUUGGUCCGGCUACGGACUCAGUCAAUCCAUUCCUCCCAUAAAUACGGGCGACAUAAAGAAGCCGCAGGAAUCUACCACCUCCCAUCCAUCUGAUUUAUGGAAGGAACCAACGACGCCGGUAUUCAGCAGAGAGAUUGACUUUGGAAUCGGAUCCGGUAAAGACCGCGUUGGACAGAUCGGCUUAAGUUCCAACUACAUGGAGCAUACGCCCACUUCGCAUUUGAACAAAAUCACAUCCCAUCGGUACGACGACUUAACUAGCAUGUUGGUUAGCGUCGGAUUGGAAAAGUAUAUUCGCCUGUUCACAUCUCACGAAGUGGACAUGGCUACAUUUCCAUCUCUGACGGAAAAAGAUCUAUGCGAAAUCGGGAUAACCGCUUGGGGUGCAAGGCGUAAAAUAAUGUUAUUAAUCGCUGAAAUGAACAAACGUACUAGUCCAUUCUGUGGUAGCGCUGCUCCUGGUGCGGAACGCAAAACGACCACGUCGUCGACCUCGUCGUCGAUGGAGAAAUGCAAUCUGGAUACCAAAUGGUAGUAGGGACGAAACAUGUCACGAGUCUCGCAAAAUUCGUGAGAACGAAUACAAAGAAUUUAGACAGGACCGCGUCGUACUUAAAAUUAGCCUCGCGUUCGCACGCAGACUCGAUUGCGUUUCAUGAUGCUCGAACGAGAAUCGAAAUCGAGAUCGAAAUCAAAUCACGCGAGCCCUUUCGCCGACUCGACAGUAGGAUCAAGUUAUAAUUAGUAUGUUAAUUUGCGAUUCUAGGCACCGAAAGAAUAGGCGGAUGAUUCUUUUUGUGGUCAAGGACCGUUUGCUUUUUUUUUUUAUUUUUUUCCCUGCAGUCCUCGAUUCACGCGGUCGAAAGGUGCCUUAGGUUAAGAAACUCGUUACUACUUUCGUUUCGUUAGCUUUUUUUUUAUGUUGCUAAUGGUCUUUCUAUCGUGGUCGCGCGAUAUUCGACGAAUCGAUAUGGUUUUCAUAUUAUUUUGUACGGAGCGCGAAACGCGAUGCUCCGGGAGUCGUAGUGUCGUUCGACACGUUGUAUCAUAUAUGUUUUUGUGUAACGGUGAAGAGUUCGUAAUAGGACUGAACGAUAGGCGUAUACAGUAUCUAUAAAUUAACGAUAACGGUUCAAUUAGUAUAGCAAAGUGCGGAAAAACGAGGCUUUGAAGCUGGAUAUGCGCGAUGGGCGUAGGAUAUCCCGUACGUUCGGCGACCUGUCGCUUUAGGGAAGUUAAAAUAUUUAAUCUCGACUAAGCUCGAAACUCGGCAGAAACGUAGAACCUAAGCUGGCAACCGAGACGAAAAUGCGAACUCACGUAAAGAUAAAGCGAAAAAAGGGGCACACGGUCAUGUUUCUCUCGGUUUUCGCGAGUUUCGGAUUUUCUCGCAGCAGCCGCGUUUUCGAGUUUUACAAUGUAAUAAAGUAUUUAUUAUUCACUCGCGAAAGACGUCGAACGUACAAAUGCGAAUGAUUUUUCCACGAAGCGGAUCGGAGGGGGCGAUUGAACGUUCGAGGGUAUUUCGAGUUGUGUCUUUUUCACCGUAUUACGAUCGAUCGUUUUACAGGAGAAACAACUUUCCCGAACUAUCCUUGAAACUAUAAUUUGAGUCUAUACUCAGCUAUACCGCUAACGUGCAAUGCCUGCCGAACGAUUCUGCAGCUAAAUUAUUUCGAAUAAUCGGUCGUCGUACGAGUACAUCGUGAUUCCUCUUCUUUUCUUCAUUUUCUUUUCUGUCUCAACAUCCGAGUACUUGAUAAACAUACGGGGAACGAGAAUAUUUUUGUUAAAACAAGCUGCACGUUGUGGUCCGUUUACACAGUAGUCGUUUUACGAAAGUAAGAUACUCGUGUUCUACGUAAAUUAUUAAUAUUUUAAAUCUUUUUUUUUUCUUUUUUUCUGAGUAUACUCGUAUAUGGAUGAAAUGAAAGCGUUCGGCAACGAGCUCAUGCUCUGCUCGCUACGAUCGACAAUAUUUAAACAUGUAAACACCUUCAAAUAUCAAUUUAUCGCGAUUUAAGUGAUCGAUCGAUUUGUCGGUGCGACUAGCGAUAUAAAUUAUUAUUUAUCGCGCGUCAAGAAAAAUAUUCAAAAUAUCGUCUCGAUGAAACUUAUCGAGAAUGCCUAACGAGUCGAACGAUUUUAUCGUUAAUAGUUCUUGACUAAGUCUUUUGUGAAAUCUUUUUAAGCAUAAAUUAUUGUUGUUUGGUGCGGCAAAAUCGCAUGCUUGAAAAUGAUCGAAAUGUUAGAAAAGGAAUACAUGCUAUGUGUACUUUAUGCGUACGAGUGUAUGCGCGCGCGUAUGUGUGUGAUGUAACAAGACUGUACCCGAUCGUCCCUGUUACUCGUGUUUGUGUCGAACAUUAACCGUUUUCUUUGAUAAAAUUCGAUUCGAAUUUGAUUUUCUUCGUCCGAUCAUUACACCGGUCGGAUAACAAAAAUCGUGUACCUAUCCCAUGCUUUCGUAACGGAGAAUUAUCGUUCUUGUUUUCGCGGUAGAGAUGGGACGUCGCAGAACGAUUUUGUCGUAACGACCAUUGUUGUUACCGAGGAAAGGCUUGAUCGAUGACCGCAAGAUUCCUUUUACCGCGAAUCCACUCGUAUCCUUUCUAUUAUUUGUAUUUUUACGCUGCUCGAGAUACUUACACGAUCGAUCGAUGCUCGACGACUUUUUUUUUAGAGAGAUGCGUUACGCUGUUCUUCGAUGUUCCUAUCUAGAAAAUAUAGGUAUAUGUAUAUAUGUAUAUACACAUGAACACACAUACGUACCGUACGUAUGUGCAUGUAGGUACGUGCAUCAGCUGAUUUUGCGGGAUUUAGCAGAUCAAUUAGUUGAUAAAACGAUUAGAAUUAAAAGGAAGAAAAGAAGAAGAAAGGUAAAAAAGAAGCGAUGAUAGGUAAGGAAGCGACAACGAAGCAUUCGAAUCUAGGCUUCGAACAUCACGGUACAAGGUCGUAUCGUUCGUCUUAUUUCCUGUCUUCUUCCUGACACGUUGCAUAUGGCAAAUUUCUUGACGCAUAUUUCUCUUUCUCUUUCUCUCCUCCUCGAUCUAUCUGAUACGCAAAAACUGAAGACCUUUUCUUGCUGACGAAUUUUAUUUCUUUUCUAUUUGCAUGCAAAGAAAGAAAGAAUAAGGAAACGAAACACGGAUACAAGAUUCGCGAAGGAGAAGAGAAAUUGAGAGACGAACAUACAGUAGCAAUCCAGCGAGAUCAUUCGACUGACCGAACAUGCCUUUCUGGAGCAUGUUUCCACGCGCAGUGUAAUAAUAGUAUCGAUAUAGUACGAUGCGUAUUCCGAAAGACGCUUCGUUUGUAAAAACGUGAGUACCUAUCAUGAUGGCAAUUUAAUCGUGCGCCGUAAAACGUUUCUCAGAAUCAAUGAAAUACAAUCCGGGUGAAUCAUAUUUUCGGAGACUAACGAAUAAAAUGAAAUAUACUAUGUUCCGCCUUGUUUCGAAA